CAAUCAGAGCAGUUCGCGCCCUACGCUCGUGUGCGCGCCUUCAUCAACGUCUGAUAAUGGUGCCGAAGUAGCGUUCGCUAAACUACAACAAUAUUAACUACUUAAAUUCUUACCAAGCAAAAUUCAGACCAUAUUCCACGCGAACCGCGCCGCGCUCACAGCCAGUGUGGUUAUCGCUAAAAUAAAACAAAAUAAACAUUAUAUAAAACAACAAAAAGUGCAGUCCGGUUUAGUGCGACUUUGCGUGAAAAAUAAAAGCAAAUCCUUCUCGGCAGGAUACUGCGAUACAAGGUUAUGAACUUGUAAAAAUAAAUAUUCCAGAACAAAUAAAAAAUAUGUGAUUGGAAAUCAAUUUGCAGCUUAAGACGUUUAUAAUGCACCGACCGAAAGUGAUAGUUGUGUGACCCGUGUGCUAGAAAACUUACAUUAACCAAUAAUAUUUCUCCAACAUAGCGUUUCAGAACAAAUACUAAAGUAAUAGGAUUACAAAAAUGGACGGACGUUGGAUAGUUGCUGUCGUAGUAAUUGUGCACUUGGUGAGCUGUAACGACAAUUCCAUCGACAAUCCGACAACAAAUGCAUAUGAACCCACAUGGACAUACAACUGCGUUCCGGAUGCGGGCUGCCAACGAUCUGAGCGUCCACAGCCAGGCAGUCGUGGGAACGUGUCUAGUUUGACGUACGACAGCAUCGAUCUGUGCAGGACUGUCUGUGGCAGGUUCGGUGGCCUCUGGCCUAGGCCCGUUACCGCUGCCCUGAGCAUGCAGACUGUGAAGAUACACCCUAACUAUUUAAGAUUUGAUCUCAGCAAUGCACCCGUGGAAACACGCGAGAUCCUAGUGAAGAUGACGCAAGUUACCACACAGAACCUUAUCGACGAAUGUGACGGCAACGUUACCGAGAUCGUCGAGACGCCUGUCGUUGUUUACAUCACGGUGAAGACGACCGAUCUGGACCUCACUUGGGAAACAGAUGAGCAAUAUCGCUUGGACGUGCAAAGUAAAGAGAAAAACGCCGUAAUCCAUAUUUUUGCAGAAACAGUAUAUGGUGCUCGUCAUGGUCUAGAGACAUUUAGUCAAUUGGUUUCAGCAGAUAAGUCAGAUUAUGACGAACAAUACAAAUGUAGCCUUCGUCUGGUUUCCGGAGCUAAAAUAUGGGACAAACCAGUGUAUAAACACAGGGGCUUCAUGCUGGACACAUCGAGAAAUUUUGUUUCGAUGGACGAUAUUAAGAGAAUGGUAGAUGCCAUGGCAACAGUUAAGAUGAACGUAUUCCACUGGCACGUUACAGAUUCCCAUAGUUUUCCAUUGGAAUCAAAACGUGUCCCUCAAUUUACAAGGUAUGGUGCGUACUCUGCUUAUGAGAUUUAUUCAACGGAGGAAGUCCGAGAGUUCAUAAAUUAUGCUCGAGUGCGCGGAAUUAGAGUUGUCAUAGAAAUCGACUCGCCCGCGCACGCAGGAAACGGCUGGCAGUGGGGGAAGGAAUACGGCUUCGGUGACCUCGCUGUGUGCGUGAACGCUAAAACUUGGCGUAACUUGUGCAUUCAGCCGCCGUGCGGACAACUCAACCCCGCCAACCCCGCCAUGUAUCGCAUCUUGAGAGACCUUUACCGGGACUUGGCCGAAACCUUACCUAAACCUGCCUUGUUCCACAUGGGAGGGGAUGAGGUAUUUUUCAACUGUUGGAACUCCUCCGAAGAGAUAACUUCUUACAUGCAAAGCAAAGGUUACGAGAUAAACGUGGAAGGAUUCAUCAAACUGUGGGGUGAGUUCCACGAAACUGCUCUCAAGAUUUGGGAUGAGGAACUGGCGGCUGUGGGGCAAACUGAAAAGCAGCCUGUCAUGAUUUGGUCUUCGGAACUCACGCAGACCCAUCGGAUACAGAAGUAUUUAAAUAAAGAUCGAUAUGUGAUAGAAGUCUGGGAACCUAUAAGUAGUUCACUAUUAACGCAACUAAUAAGGAUGGGCUACAAGACCAUAUCCGUUCCCAAGGACAUCUGGUACCUGGACCACGGAUUCUGGGGGAACACCAAGUACUCCAACUGGAGGAGAAUGUACGCCCAUACUUUGCCACGCGAUCCCAACAUGUUGGGGGGAGAAGUCGCCAUGUGGAGUGAAUAUGUAGACUCACAAGCGUUGGACACGCGCGUGUGGCCGCGCGCGGCGGCCGUGGCGGAGCGGCUGUGGGCAGACCCGGCGAGCGGCGCGGCCACGGCGGAGGUGCGGCUGCAGCGCGUGCGCGCGCGCCUCGCCGUGCGCGGCGUGCGCUCCGACGCGCUGGCGCCCGCCUGGUGCGCGCAGCACGACCUGCGCUGCGUGUAGCCGCGUCCCCCCCCUUGGGACACUACAUAAUGUUGUUCAUUAAAUGUGUGUCUCAUAUUUCAUGAAUGUUUCUUAUUUCUACGGAUUGAACGCGGUGGCGAAAAUCAAAUGAAAAAACAUCGAAACGUCUGAUGUGAAAAUGGAAAAUCGCCUUUCAUGGAGACGAGGGGACUUAUUUUAUCAGAAUCUUGCCGUUGUAAAACUGCCCUGACGAGGAAACCGUAAGAAAUAUUAUUAGGUUAUAAGAUUGUUGAAAAUAAUAUAAAGUAGUAAAACCAAAAUUACUACGAUUAACGGAAAGCAAAGAUUUCCAAUAUAUAGUUGAAUAUCCUAAGUGUGAUGUAACUGAGUCAAUGACGAUUCUUUGUUUCUGCCACAGGGCUGUAUUUAUGGAACCCGAACAUCUAACUUGUUUCAUAGAAUAUGUAUUACUAUAAAUUUCCCAUUUUCAUAACAAUAAUGUAAAGUUAAAAUCUACUUUAAAUCUAAAAACUAAUCUUUUUUGAUUUAUCAGCUCCUAAUUAUUUUGUAUUUUUUUCCAAAACUGAAAUCAAUUUAUAUUUAAGUAAAAUACUUAAGAACGUAAAUAAAAGACAAUAAAGGCAGUCAUUACUGCCUAAGAUCCCGAGCGAUCUCAUAUUUUUAAUAUAGUUAAAUUAAUUAUAGUGUUCAAUUUUAUAUAAAUGUUUUAAUGUCUAAGUUUGAUAUAACGAAAUUUAAUUAUUUGUAUUAUUUAUUGAAAUUUAAAAUAAUGGAAGAAAAAAUGUAAAUGCGAAAAAUCGUUUAAAAGUAAUUUAUUAAGUGGUUUACGGCGAAGUGUACACUCGGUUUUGUCCGUUUAAAUUGAAGCGAUCUCAUAAGAUUUUACAGCCAAAUGUUGAAACGACAAUCAUCGUAACACACAAAACCGCCAAGUACUGCCUCAGGUUAAUUAAUGGCUAAGAAACCUUUAUACUGACAAAAUAAAAUGAUUUUUCUAAA
This is a messenger RNA of Vanessa tameamea, 3302 nucleotides long. RefSeq names its product chitooligosaccharidolytic beta-N-acetylglucosaminidase (gene Hexo2). Gene Ontology annotation, cellular component: lysosome; plasma membrane. Gene Ontology annotation, biological process: ganglioside catabolic process; glycosaminoglycan metabolic process; carbohydrate metabolic process. The coding region runs from base 492 to 2321 and encodes 609 amino acids. Lineage: Eukaryota; Metazoa; Arthropoda; Insecta; Lepidoptera; Nymphalidae. Gene Ontology annotation, molecular function: beta-N-acetylglucosaminidase activity. The transcript has 10 exons. The record is from RefSeq and is a predicted model, not a curated record.